AUGUAUGAAACACGCGACUUAGUAGGAGCUGCUGGACGAGUUGUGGAUGAAAAUCCCUGGCCAAACAAUAGUAAAAUCGCGGUUUCCUUCGUGGUUAAUUACGAAGAAGGUGGUGAGCGUUCCCUUUUGUACGGUGAUGAAGGAUUUGAAACAUUUUUAACAGAGGGCGGUUUGAUGCCUUUUCCCAAUCGUCCCGUUCGUGAGCGAUCAAUUGAAUCCUGCUUUGAAUAUGGAUCACGCUGUGGAUUUUGGAGGAUACUGAACUUGUUCAAAAAACAUGAGGUUCCUUUCACUUGUUGGGCAAUUGGUCAGGCAGUAGAGAAUAAUCCUACGGUCGUCCAUGCCAUGGAAGAAGCUGGUUGUGAAGUAGGUUCCCACUCUUACCGUUGGAUCAAUUACGAAAAUGUUCCAGAGGAAGUGGAGUAUGAGCAUGUUAAGAAGUCAAUUCUGGGUAUCCAGAAGGCUUCCCCUACUAAUACUCCUCCUCGUAGCUGGUAUACAGGUCGUGCUAGUAUCCGCACUCGUAAAAUCGUCUGCCAAGUGUACCGCGAACUUGGCUUACCUCAGCCUUUUGAUUCAGACGAUUACAAUGAUGACCUUCCUUACUGGGUUCCUGAUCCGUUGGCUGAUGAAACGAACGACAAGGAAGACAAAGGUCUUUUAGUCGUGCCGUACACACUUGAUGUUAAUGACAUGAAGUUUGCAGUGGCUCCAGGGUUCUGUAAUGGGGAAGAUUUUUUUACCUAUUGUCGAGAUGCUUUUGAUGUAUUGUACGAAGAGGGUCGAGAUGGCUCCCCCAAGAUGAUCACCAUUGGUCUCCACUGUCGAAUGACUGGCCGUCCAGGUCGUUUCCGUGGUUUACAAAAGUUGAUGGAGCAUAUUACUUCUAAAGAAGGUGUUUGGGUUGCUACUCGAGAACAAAUCGCUAAUGCCUGGGCUUCCAAGCAUCCUUACCAAAAGCAAUAA
This is a messenger RNA of Schizosaccharomyces octosporus yFS286, 966 nucleotides long. Its product is annotated as chitin deacetylase Cda1. The record is from RefSeq and is a predicted model, not a curated record. Gene Ontology annotation, molecular function: hydrolase activity, acting on carbon-nitrogen (but not peptide) bonds. The transcript has a single exon. NCBI's taxonomy places the organism in Eukaryota, Fungi, Ascomycota, Schizosaccharomycetes, Schizosaccharomycetales, Schizosaccharomycetaceae. The coding region runs from base 1 to 966 and encodes 321 amino acids. Gene Ontology annotation, biological process: carbohydrate metabolic process.